GUGAGUGAGUGUGUGUGUGUUAGUGGGAAGAUGCCUAUCUGUGCCUGGAUAGGUGACUGUGUAAUGGUGGCUUGGUGCACCAUGGGUCUAACUGGGAGUGACUAGAUGAGAAUGAGUGAAGACAUUGUGGGUCUCACCCCUCAUAUGUGUCCUGAAUCUUACAUUUUACAAAGCAGCAGAGUGCACGGGGCACAGACUUGAAGUUAGAUUCCUGGGAUCAAACCCUGUUUCUACCAUGUAUGAUUUUAAGCAAAUUUCUUAACUUCUUGUUGCCUUCAAUUUCUUCAUCUGCAACAUGAAGAAAUAGUAACAGCUCUUCACCCCCUGUUUUAAGACUAUCAUGAGGAUUAGGACUUUGACUUCUCAGGCGAAGGAAUAUACAUGUCUGUUGCCUCCAUUGUUUCCACAGCUACCCUGUGAUGUGGUCAGCGCUGAUCUCAUCGGACACGUAAAGACACGGGGCUCUGGGGGAUUUACAUGCUCAAGUACAAAGUUAGGAAAAGGCAGAGCCGGGACUCAAACUGAGGUGCUCUGAUCCCAAAAUCCCUGGGGAGAAAGCAGGAGGAAAGCACCUGUGCUUACAGGUGAUCUUCCAAGGUCCUCUGAGGUCCACUCUGGUAGACAACCCUCCUGUGUGUGAAGCCAGGUGAGGGCCAGCAGGUGGUCAGGCUGUGGAGGCAUGUUCAGCUCCCAUCUUCCCCUUUGCCCCCUCCCCUUACUCCUUUUUCUUCCCAGAAAACAGGCUUUGUGCCACAGAUACAGGCUCUUCCUCUAGCUCAGCCUCUGCCUGGACCAGUACCAGAUAAGCAGUAUACAUCCAGGCAGCUGAGAUGCUGCCUCAAUAGUUGCAGAAAGGUGUCUCUGUAGUCUGAGUCAAGUGGUGGUGGGGGCACUGAUGCCCAGAGGUGAUGAAUCUGCAGGAGACUGAAAAGGAGGACUUCAACUAACACACUGCUGUUCACUUAUCCAUCUUUUGAUUCGCUCUCAUCCACUCACAGACCAUCCAUCACAGGCCAUGCACUGCCCUAGGUGCUGGGAUGCUCCCUGAGUGACCAUAUUGGACAAGAUUCCACCUGUGGAAUCACAAUCUGUGUUUGCACCAGACCCACAGGCAGAGUCAAGUCUGGGAAACACUGUUACUGGGCAUUUGGCCCCAGCAGGCAGAAAUAGGAAGUCUGGUUCUGUGGGGAGAUUACAGAUUGUUCAAGCCUGACCCCAGAUCUUCCCUUUCCUCACUCCCCUCCUUAUCUCCUGCUCCCACCCUUCAAGUGGGGUCUGAAAAGCACAGUCAGCCCCCAGCUUUCCACAGGAGCCCUCUUGCAAGGCCACGAAGAUGAGCCGGCUCUGCCUCUCUGCAGCCCUUCUGGUCCUCCUGGGCACCCUGGUGGCCAGCAUCCCAGGGUAUGACACCAGCAACCAGGCCAAGGCCCAGCGGCCUGACUUCUGCCUAGAGCCUCCAUAUACGGGUCCCUGCAAGGCCAAACUGAUCAGAUACUUCUACAACGCCAAGUCCGGGUUCUGCGAGACCUUUAUAUAUGGCGGCUGCAGAGCUAAGCGCAACAAUUUCAAGAGUGCAGAGGAUUGCAUGAGGACCUGUGGUCGUGCUACCAGGCCCUGGAAGAACCUGUGAACUGUGCUCCCCUGAGAUGCUGAAGUACAAGGAAGACCCACCCAAAGCUGGGCUCUAGCUGCUUCUGAAAAAUUUCAGCCUCCUUUUCUUUCUUCUCAACCCUCCUCUCCUCAGCAGAAAGAUGUGUCUCUCUCCUUCCUCCACAGGUCCACUUACUUUAGCCCUAUCUCAUCCAGUUUGCUCUAAGCACCAAGAAAGCAAAUCUUCCCUUUAUCCCUCACAUUUCCCACAAUUUCUGGCACAAAGGAAACAGUCCAGAAAUACUUGAGGAAGGAAGGAAUGAAUGCAGGAGUAAAGUUCCUCAUGACUGGAGUAUCUGUAGAGCCUGAGAUUUGAAUCUGGAAUUCUUGUCCACAGCAUCCUCACCAUCAUCCUCCACCCCACCAUCACUGCUCUCCCUCUGCUGGCGAAAGUAGAAUUUCCGUCAUCGAGUUUUCAGCUCAAUGGUGGGAGAGGUCUUUUCAUGAAAAAAGCCUCCUCCUCACAUUGAUUUGAAGGUCUGUGGCUUCAAAGAAUCUGGCUUUAUCUUUAAAUAAAUUCAUAUUUUGCUUAAACUAA
Messenger RNA from Cervus elaphus (red deer), 2188 nucleotides. Its product is annotated as serum basic protease inhibitor. The transcript is spliced from 4 exons. Bases 1334 to 1630 code for a protein of 98 amino acids. The record is from RefSeq and is a predicted model, not a curated record. NCBI's taxonomy places the organism in Eukaryota, Metazoa, Chordata, Mammalia, Artiodactyla, Cervidae. Gene Ontology annotation, molecular function: serine-type endopeptidase inhibitor activity.